CUGCUUCUGAAAAGUUUAAGUUAAGCUUAAUGAAUUAAUACUGUAGCUAUAGGCUCUAAAUAUAUUCUUGAUAAUGAAAUAAUAUAGUUAUUUACAUCGGCAUUACAAAUUUUCUAGUAACAAACAGACACUAGGAACAAACUUGUUAUGCAUAAACAAAUUUGUGGUAAACUGCCCGUAUCUUAGAAUAGCCAGGAAGUUUGUUUCAACAUGUGUUGUAAUAAAAUUUAAUAAAAAAGAAGCCUAGUAAGGUUCUUGCAUAGAUAUAUUUUUCCAAAUAGAUAAAUUAAAAAAAAAGCAGGUUUCUAGAUGUCAGGUUAAGCCAGCCACCACAAGUAGCGCCUGUUUAUGAGUGUAACACAAGAAUUACUUCCUGCAACAAUAUUCUAGGGAAGGUAUUGUAAUAUUAUAAACAAUGGGUCUAAUUGGUGAAGUCAAUGAUGUGAAGGUUCAUGUUGAGAAUGAAGUGAACAGCUCGGAAUAUGAUGCUGUACUUGUGUUGAGUGGAGAGGGAGUGGUACUGCCACAAGUGUUGGAGGACUUCAUAAUUGCUGCUCAAGAGUUUGAUGCAGCUCUGGACAAGGAGGUGGGCGUGCUGCGGUGCCCACGAGUGUCGGGUGCGCGAUUGGUGGUGUCUCCGCUGGUCCCCGCCCUCUUGCAGUACGCGGAUGUGCGCACCGCACGCGAGGCGAGCGUGGCGGGCGUGAAGCGUGCGGGCCGGGCGGGCGUGCGACGCCUGCUCCUCGCACUCACGCCGCUGUGUGCCGCCCGAUGGCCGAGAGCGUCCUACGCCGCACUGCUGGCCGCGCUAGAGGCACUGUACGUGCCACUGCAGAUUCGCGAGUGGUCGCCGAAGAAGCGUCUGCACCCAAUAGAGAGAUUGGGCGUGUACUGCGAGGGGUUGUGGACGGGAGAGGGUGAAGUGGACCGGGUGGUCCGGGAGGCCGUAGCCGUGGAGGCCGGAUUGGGGCUGGCGCGGGACUUGGGCGGCGCGGACCCUGAGAGGAUGGCUCCCGCGAGGUUCGCAGAGUUUGUGGAGAAGGCUUUCGCUGGCAGCGCAGUACGGGUGCGUGUCGACAGAGACUCCUGGAGGGAGCGCUACCCGCUUAUGGCAGCCGUGUCCAGGGCGGCAGACCACAUCGAUGAGCACAGAGGUUGUGUCGUGUACUUGGAAUACGAGCCGGAGACAUAUGAAGAGACAUUAAUGUUUGUCGGCAAGGGCGUGACGUACGACACGGGCGGGGCGGACGUGAAGACAGGCGGCGCUAUGAGCGGCAUGUCGCGUGACAAGUGCGGCGCAGCUAACAUCGCCGGACUGUUCAAGGUGUGCGCGGGACUGCGGCCCGCUGUGAAGCUGGUGGGUGUACUCGGCGUGGUGCGAAACUCCGUGGGGUCGCGCGGGUACGUGUCUGACGAGCUCCUGGUUUCCCGUGGGCGACUGGCCGUGCGCGUGGGGAACACCGACGCAGAAGGGCGCAUGGUGAUGGCCGACCUCCUGCAUGAGAUGGCGGAGCGCGCAGCCCUGGAGCGUGCACCGCACGUGUUCACGGUGGCCACGCUGACGGGGCACGCGGCCCGCGCUAUGGGGCCGUACACCGCCGCCAUGGACAAUCACGUGGCGCGGCACUCGGGCUACGCUCACAAGCUGGCUGCUGCCGGCGAGGACCUCGGCGAUAUGAUCGAGGUGUCGGUGGUGCGGCGCGAGGACCUGGCGGCUCACCGCGGACGAGGGCCGGGCGACGACCUGCUGCAGGCGGCGCCCGCGCCCUCCACGGCCGUGCCGCGCGGCCACCAGGGACCCGCCGCCUUCCUGCUGCUGGCCAGCGAGCUGCACCGCCUGCCCGUACCCUACACGCACCUGGACAUCGCGGGCAGCGCCGCCGACCUACCCGCCGACCCCGUGCCCGCGACCGUGCUGGCUCUCGCCUCUGUACACCACAUUCUGAAACAUUAUCUGCUGCCUUAAAACAGGAAAUUAAAAUAAAAUUGGACGUAAUUCCAGAAAAACCUUCCAAACCACAAUCAUGUCGAAAUUGAGUUCAGAACACAAAACUGGUCACGUGAUUCACAUUAACGGAAUGACAAAAAAUGGCAGCCCUACUGUCUCACUCUUUAAAUGACAUCAUGACUAAGUAGCCCAACCCACAAGUACGGAAUACACUAACAUUUAGUAAACUUUAAACACGAAUUCCUAAAAAAUGUGAUGUUUGUGGCUUGGAACGUUUUUCAGGAACUACAUCCAAUUAUAUUUCACUAAAAAAAGUUAUAUUUUACUGUAAUAUAUGUCCACAAAUUGUGAUAAUAACUCAUAGCCAUAUGUGCCUCGCCUAAUAACGUUUUUGAUAUUUGUUUAUUUACUCCAUCGCAAAAGUUUGAUAAAAUAUAAGUAACAAAAUUCUUGUUUUGAGGGUACAACAACUUAACAGGAUGCAAUAAAUUAAUUAUUGCAGAAUUAUAUCCAUGUACACAGUACACACCUACAAAGCAUAUAUUAUUAGGAUCUUAUUAUUUUCUAUAUAAGAAUAGCAAGUAUACCUAAAUGUACAUUCAGCAUAAUAAAUCUUGAUCGGACAUAAUAAUUUUUUUAUAAGUAAUAAAUGUUUAAAUAUACUUACACAUGUUAACAUUGUAUUAUUUUCAUUUUUAAAUUUACAUGAAUUAUAAAAGAGCUAUAAAAA
This is a messenger RNA of Leptidea sinapis, 2678 nucleotides long. RefSeq names its product putative aminopeptidase W07G4.4. Lineage: Eukaryota; Metazoa; Arthropoda; Insecta; Lepidoptera; Pieridae. Gene Ontology annotation, cellular component: cytoplasm. The record is from RefSeq and is a predicted model, not a curated record. Gene Ontology annotation, molecular function: manganese ion binding; metalloaminopeptidase activity. Bases 416 to 1966 code for a protein of 516 amino acids. The transcript has 9 exons. Gene Ontology annotation, biological process: proteolysis.